AGUAAUAGUAGUAGUAAUAGUAGUAGUAGUAGUUGUAGUAGUAAGAAAAGUGUAAGAACUGUUGUAAAAUCCAUCUACUACAACCACUACUACUACUACUACUACUACUACUACUACUACUGCUACUACUACUAUUACUAUUUCAAGAUGGAUAUUAUGUGGAGUUCAAUGGUGUGGUGGGUCGGGCGCCGCAGGAUGUCGCCCCCCCCGCCGCUGCGCCACUUCAGCCGGGGUCACGCCCCCCUGCCGGCCCCCAGGGUGACGGAGGACACGCCCCCUGACCUGCUGGAGGGUCACAUGGAUCUCACCGUCAUCCUGCCCGCCGGCCACAGGGUCAACAUGGCCGUGCACAGGAGCACACCCAUGAUGGACCUCCUCAUCCAGGUGACCACGGCCCACAAGAUCAACCCUGGGGGACACAUCAUCCACCUGGUGUCCGACAACAGGCUGCUCACCUACAAGCCCUCCACGCCCAUAGGCACAUUGGACACCAGCGUGAUUAAAAUAGUGCCCAAGAACAAGGUUAACGAGGAGGCGCGGGCGCGGCGUGCACACCUGGUCACACAGCAGCACGAGAAGAACAUCAGAUUAAAGCCUAAGCCGUAUGUCUUCAAGCAACAACUGGUGGUCAAUCUCCCACGUCAGCAGUUAGCCGUGUACCGCGUCCCCCCUCGAACGCUCAUUUCCGAAGUGCUGACCAUGGUGUGUAGAGACCGCGGACUGGACGCUGAGACCCACGAAAUACGUCACCCUGUUAACAUAGACGAGCGGCUCCGCGGGUCCUGUACCCUCGCUGACUACCAACUCCAGGAGGUCAGCAUCGUACCCAGGGACUUCCAGGCGCCCCCUCUCAGCGUGUCUGACCUCCUGACCAUGGCGGCGAUAUCCAGGGACGCCCACGCCGCCCAUGGUCCCGGCGGGGGCGUGGGGGAGAGGGAGAAGCGAAGAGGAGGAGGAGGAGGAGGAGGAGGAGGCUUGCUGUCCAUUUUUUCAAGGAAGGCGAAGUCGUCCACCGGGGAGAGCAGUUUGUCUUCCGAAAGUGCUGGCGAUCGUAGUGUGAGCCCAGCUAGGAGCGAUCUGUCAGGAGGAGGAGGAGGAGGAGGAGGAAGCGGAGGAGGAGGAGGAGGAGGAGGAGGAGUCGUUCCCGCCUCCUCCUCCUCUUCCUCUCAUCCUUCUUCUCAACCUCUCCCUCCGAUAUCCUCUUCCUCCUCCUCCUCAACCCUCACUCCUUCCUCCUCCUCCUCCUCUCCUGAUGCGCCUCCUCCUCCUCCUGUACGGCCGAGGAAGAGGCAGGCUCCCCCGCCCCCCCCUGGAGAGACCAAUGGCAAGGAGGCUCAAAGGAGAGACCCAGGAGGAGGAGGAGGAGGAGGAGGAGGAGGAGGAGUUUCUCUCUCCAGAUGUUCUUCCUCCUCCUCCGGCUACCAUGAUCUUCGCUCCCCCCAUACCAGUCCCGCGGGGUCAGAGGUCAGCUCCGAGGUCACCCACCACCACCACACCACCACCACCACCACCACCACCAACCUGACCUCCACCACCUCCACCUCCUCUCUCUCUCUCAUUUCUCGAGGGAAGCGUCGAGCCCCCCCACCCCCGAAAGCCCCCACUGUGGCCCCCCCUGUGGCUAUCCCGGAGGAGGGAGAGUCGCCCCCUGUGACCUCGACCCCUGAAUCCUCUAUCCCUGCUCCCCUGGUGACCUCAACCCCAUUAAAGGUUUCCGAUCCUCCUCAAAGGGAAUCGGAUUCUUCUAAAAGGGAUCAGGCGCCUCAGAGUGGAGGAUCAGAGGUGCCGGUGGUGCCAUCCUCCUCCGUGGGUCCUCCUCCUCCCUCCUCUCCAUCCCCGUCUUCCUCCUCCUCCUCCUCCUCCUCCUCCUUUAGUUAUGAGAAGAAUAUCCCAGCAACAGAGACCUCUCCUCCUCCUCCUCCCUCCUCCUCCUCCUCCUCCCAGCCCUCAGAACCUUUCCAACACCUCAACCUCAACACCACCACCACCACCACCACCUCCACCCACCACCUCCACCACCACCCAACCCCACCUCCACCCUCCUACAGCUUAAAUGGAGAAGAAGAGGAAGAGGAAGAGGAGAAGAGGAAGAAGAAGAAGAAGAAGAAGAAGGAGGAGGAAGAACUACCCCAGGACUUGUCAAAACCACCCCAGGACUUGCCAAAUCUACCCCAGGGUCACCAGAAACUACCCCAGGAGCUGUCAAACUUACCCCAGGGUGCCCCCAAUCUACCCCAGGGUCUGUCAAACUUACCCCAGGGUCAAUCUCUACCCCAGGAUGCCUCCAGAGCCCCAAAAUUGCCCCAGAAGAAGCCCCAGUUAAUGCCCCAGGGGUCAAAAGCUCACCCCCAGUACCCUGUGGUUGCCCCCCGGAGAAGAGUCGUAGCCCCCAGUUCCCCCCAGGAAAAUACCCCCACCCCCCUCUCCCCCCCUCCGGCCCCCCUCCCUCGCCACCACCAGGGGAGGAAGAAGGAAGAGGAGGAGGAGGAGGAGGAGGAGAGAAAGAGAGAAAGGAGGAAAGAGAAAGAGAGAGAGAGAAAAGUGAAAACGGAGAGAGAAACCGAGAUAGAGAGAGAGAAAAUGAGAGAGAGAGAGAAAAAGAGAGAGAGAAAACUAAAAACGGAGAGAGAAACCGAGAUAGAGAGAGAGAAAAAGAGAGCGAGCGAGCGAGAGAGGGAGCGAGAGAGCGAGAGUGCCAGGCUGAGCAGGGCAGACAGCAGGUCCACGCUUGGCACCCACAGCACAAGUAGCAGGAGCAGUGCCGACAGCAGGAGUGCCAUACCAACCUUCCGUAUGGUGACUCAGAGCCAGACCAAGAUGAGUGCCGCGAGGGGUGCCUCCAACAGUGCCACGAACGAACAUACGAACACACACACCAACGGACGUCUCUUCGUAGCGGACGGCACCUCCCAGACGGUCCAGGACAGUGCCGAUGGGAGUGCCAGUGCCAAGGGGGGUAGGAAGGCACUGCUCUCGGGGAGUGUCGGGCGGAAAAUCUUCGGAAAAAAAGCAAAAAAAGAAAAGUUAUCGGAUGGCUUUGGGAGUCUCGGACGGAACAACAACAACAACAACAACAACAUCAACUAUACAGGAAGCCUUGAUCGAAGUUAUGGAAGAGGAAGAGGAAGAGAGGAGGAGGAGGAGGAGGAGGAGGGGAGGAAGAACUCAAGGCCCAGAGGAGGAAGAAGCCUGGCAGAGGGACGAUUCGGAGGAGGAGAAGAGGAGGAAGAUGGAGGUUUCAGAGGCGGAAGAGGAGGAGGAGGAGGAACCUUCGCCGGGGAAAAUUCAGGUUUCGGGGAAGUUUUCGGGGAUUUCGGGGCGGAAAACUUCGGGGCAGAAAAUCUCUCCGACGGAAGUGAUUUGGAAUUCAAUGAGGAACUUUUUGAGCCUCGGUACCUGCUCGGAGGAAUGCUGAUUACCUCCACACCUGAGAAAGUUACCUCCGUUCCCUCCGCUCCUCCAGAACCUCUCUCUCCCCUCCCUCCAUCCCCCAGCUCCUCCUCCUCUUCCUCUUCUUGUGAGUCAAAACCGUCCUCUCUGAAACGUCCACCAAGAUCACAAGGAGGGAAGAAUCACACUCCUCCUCCUCCUUCCUCCUCUUCCCCUCCUCCUCCUCCGCCAAGACGAACACAUAUCGAGAGGAGGAAGAAGGAGGAGGAGACCAGGAAGAGGAAGGAGGAAGAGGAGGAGGAGGAUCUACAAAGCAAAUACCUCGAUCAUUUUGCCAAGUUACGUGAGAUUGACUCUGAACUUCUCUCUCUCUUGUCGGAGGAAGGUGUCGAUAGUUCUCCCUCUCUCUCCCUCUCCUCCUCCUUCUCCAACUUGGCACUCCUCCAGAACAGUGCCAAGGGACCUCAGGCACCCUCAGAGCCACCCGGACCUCACCCCAAAGCCAAGGGAGUGCCGGAAAGUGCCAGAAUUCGGAGCGACGUAAAUUUGGUACCUCACGAAACGUCGAAAAAAGUGCCGUUCGGUGUCAACCCCAACCCAGUGGCACUCUCUGUAGGCACUCAUCACCCCCGGAAAGCCCCAGCAGUGCCAAGCGGUGCCUCCGGAAGUGCCGAAACAGGACCAGUGCCACAGAAAACGACAGUGCCGCCAGUGUCCGCAGUGCCGUCAGCGAGCAGUGCCGCCAGCUACAAGGCCGGGUACUUGGCACUCAUGGCUCAGCUGCACCCGGAAGUGACACUGGAGCCUGGCACUGUCCCUGGCACCACCACCACCACCACCACCAUCACCACCAACACCUCCACCACCACUUCUCUGUUCUCAGACUCAGACCACGAGGUACAGACCCAUCGCGCGAGUUUCUCCUCUGAGAGCUCUGGCGAGGAGGGAGACGCAGACCAGCACAGGAGCAAGGCGCCCGCACCGUCCCGGCACCGCGAAGGGACGGCGCCGGGUGCCGGAAUCGCGCGCCGGGACCAGGAAUCCGCGGGACGUUACGGAGGCGAGCGCAGGAGCGAGGAUAGUGACAGUACCAGCAGCGAGAGUGACGGAGGUGCGCACAGGAGCAAUGAGAAGACCGAUAGUGAGAGUGAGAGUGACAGCGACUCGAAAAUACCAACAAGCCGACUUCGCGGUGACGGAAUCGCGCACCGGGGCAAUGAAUCUUCACCCCGGGACGCGAAAGGUGACGGAUUUGCGCACAGGAGCGAGGAUAGCGACACCAGCACCCACUCUUCACCUGUAGCCGGAAAACGCGAUAAGGGUGACGGAUUUGCGCACAGGAGCAACGCACAUCGCUCUAAAUCACCCCCUAGGGCCUCAAAACACGCGAAAAGUGACGGAUUUGCGCACAGGAGCGAGGAGAGCGACAGCAGUGGUCAUUCUUCACCUUCUAUGCCCAGAAAACUCAAAGGUAACAAAUCUGCGCACAGGGGCAAUGAGUCCUCCCAUACACACGAAAGGCGUUACGGAGGAGGGCACAGGAGCGAGGAAUCCGACACGAGCAGCCACUCUUCACCUACGGCAAGAAAACGCGACAAGGGUGACGGAUUCGCGCACAGGGGCAAUGAGUCUUCCUCCAGGCAUGUAAGAGGUGACAGAGCUGAGCGCAGGAGCAAUGAGAGCAGUGAUGAGGCGCCCACACCGCCACCGACGCGUAGAAACCAGGUCCGUGGGCGCGGGAGUCGGGGUGUCGGAGAUGCGCGCCGGAGCAGUGAGAGCAGUCGGUCGCCCUCCCCUCGUCCUACAGAGAAGCGGUACGGAGGUGUGCACAGGAGCGAGGAGUCGGACAGUAGCGGGCAUUCCUCUCCUAUAACCAGAAAUCGCGGGAAAGGUGACGGUUUCGCGCACAGGAGCAACGCGCAUCAGUCUAAAUCGCCGUCCGGGGGGUCAAAACGCACGCCAAGUUACGGAGUUGCGCACAGGAGCGAGGAUAGCGAGAGUAACAGCGAUUCUGCACCUCCGAAAGCCAGAAAUCGCGAUAGAGGUGACGGUUUAGCGCUCAGGGGCAACGCGCAUCGCUCAAACUCGCCGCCCAGGGAGUCGAGACGCGUGGAGGGUUACGGGGAAGCGCACAGGAGCGAUGAGUCCCCCCCGCCGUCGCCGCAGCCUCCCAAGAGAACAAAAAGGGUCGGAAAAUCGCGAACCGUGAAUUCCGUAAAACCUGAAUCACCCAAAAAUCGCGAAAAUGGAAUGGUCGCUAAGAAGAAGGAGGAAGAGGAGGAGGAGGAAGACAGACGAAGAGGAGGAAGAGGAAGGCCACGACAGCGUUCCCCUUCCUCCUCCUCCUCUUCAUCCUCCUCCUCAGAAGAAGAGUCACAUAAGGAAGAGGUGAGGAGGAAGAAGGAGGAGGAGGAGGAAGAGGAGAGGAGUCUGUCAUGGGCGUACCCUCUUCCUGACCCCCCCACCCCCUUCCAGGACCGCCCCUCCCCCCCUCGGAAGAAGAAGGAAGAGGAGGAGGAGGAGAAGAAGAAGAAGAAGAAGAAGAAGGAGGAGGAGGAGGAGGAGAGACUUAUCAUCAAACCAAAAGAGGAAGGAAGGAAGGAAGGAAGAGAGAAGAGGAGGAGAAGAAGAAACAGGAGGAGAGGGUCUUCCUUAACGUCUUCCUCCUCCUCCUCCUCCUCCUUAAGCGCAGAGGAGGAGGAGGGAGGAGGGAAGGAGGAGAGGAGGAAGAGAGACAUGAUUGCGGAACUCAAAUCCGCGAUACUUGAAUCAAACACAACAAAACCGCGAACCGAACCAAGAAUCAUUGAACUCACCCCCAAACAAACGCUCGUGUACGCCAGCCACGCGCACACGCCCACGCCCACGGACACGCCCACGCCUACAGCAACCUCUCCCCCACCUACACACGCACACACAGCCCCCGCACACGCACACACACACGCACACAGGCAAGAUUCCUCAACCUAUGAAUCGUGCGAAGACUCAAAAAUCACAAAAAUUCGAUCCUCCUCCUCCUCUUCCGUCUCCUCCUCCGCCGCCUCCCAUAGCUACGACAGCGCCCCCCCUCCUCUGCCAGACACCCCCGCCCCCCCUGGGCUCCCCAGCAAAGCCACGGGGGGCGCGGAUCCCCAGGGGGCGAGAUAUAAACCCCCCGUUGUGUCAUUCUCCAUUUCGACCUACAAGUCCAGGGCCCAAGAAAUCAGUUAUGACAAGGUCGUUAAAAGUGAGCCUUCCACUCCCUCCACUGCCUCCUCCACUACCUCCACUGCCUCCUCCACUACCUCCACUGUUACCUCCACCUCCGCCACUACCUCUGCCGCCCCCGCUGCCCCCCACGCCCCUCCAGGCAAGCCAGUACUCCCGGAAAAGCCGUUCUUCAGGGAGUUUUCAAGCGGGAAUUUGAAGAACGCCCCCGCCAGAUGGGUUGUAAGGGGGGCUUCUGAAGGGGAUCGCCGCCCCCCACACGCCUUCCGCCCCCCCGCCGCCCUCCGCAGGACACAGGGUUCGGUACUAGCCCGCGCGGCCUCCCUGGGCAGCCUCUGGGCCCCUGAGAAGGAGUUCCGCCGCGCCCAGUCCUCCAGUGACCUAUCCCAGGGUAACAACGCACCACCAGGAGGAAGAGGAGGAAGAAUGCAGGGCGGAGGAGGAGGAACUGGAGGGAACGGAGAGAGGGUCGGAGGGAACCCAGAAUCCUACAACCCUUCCUUCCCUAACAUGAAUCCUAACUUCGGAGGAGGAUUCGGAGGCAUGGGAGGAGGAAACGGGGGUCCUGGAGGCACUGGAGGGGGAGGAGGGAUGCCCUUCUUCAUGGGGGGAGGUGGAGGAGUGCCCGGAGGAGGAGGAGGAGGAGGAGGAGGGCCGUUUAUGCUUGGAGAGGCCGGACUGGCAGACGAAUUCAUGAAGCUUCAACAGGACUUCUAUAAAUGGCAACAACAACUCCUUCAAAACCAGCAUGUCCUGCACUCCCGCGUGGCGCCCCUGGCCUCCAACCCCCCCCAGCUGCAGAGUGUAGGGGUCAUGAGGGACAUCCUAGGCAGCGGACCCUCCCAGCAGGCACCCCCCCAGCAAGCCCCGCCCCCCCAGCAGCAGGAGGUGUUGGUGGAGGCCCGGAACCCCAGCGUAGGCCCAGGGGUUCCGGGGGGGGCAGGGGUCCGACGACAGCCUGUGGAGCGGAUUAUAAAUAUUAGAUUUGAGGAUGGACCGAGUGAGACCAGCGAUGCGGAGCUCCACGCCCCGACCUUCUCGCGACCCGCCCCAGUGAUGUCCGACCUGACCCGAGGUAUGGGACAGGUCAACAUUAGGCCCCAGCAGCAACAACAACAACAACAACAACAACAACAACAACAACAACAGCAGAAUAGGAGAUGGGAGGAACCUCAAAUCAACAUCGGAACUUGGCAAGACCGUUCACCUAUGCCCCCCCAGGAGGCCCCAGGGUACCCCCCCAUGCCCUCCCCCACCCCUAUCACCCCUGUGGCAGCCCCUACCCAGCCCAUGCCCAAGCCCGUGCCCCAGGGCAUACCACAGGGGAUGCGACAGCCCUACCAGCAACCUCAGCCAACCCAGCCGAUAUCCCAGCCCAUAUCCCAGCCCAUAUCCCAGCCCAUUUCCCAGCCUAUGUCACAGGGUAUGGGUCCAGGGGUGCCCCAGGGUAUGCCCCAGCAGCGUAUGUCCCCCAGACCACAGGGGCCCCGGGGGUACGUCAAACCGGUGGGUGAGAACACUGGGAACAACAACGGGAGUGCGGUUCGAGUUAGCCAGUGGCCCCCUACACAACCCUCUGGUCCUGCUAAUAUAUCUGCUGUCCCUGCUAGUUCUGCUGUGCCUGCUGCUGUGGAGUCAUACCAGGCCCUCCCCCCUGAGCAGAAGCAGCAGUUCGCGCAGUUUAUCCAACAACAACAACAACAGCACCCUCAGGAUUGGCCACCACAGAAGCCAAGUCCGCAAGUCGCCCCAACACAGCAGUUACCAUACCAGCCACAGCCUCUGCAAACUCGCCCUUCUCCUGCUGUUUCUGCUUCCCCUGCUGCUGCGACCGGGCCUCCACCUGCUUCUACUGCCCCGUCUGCUACCUGGCCCACUAAGCAGCCCUCCCCGCAGCCCCAGACAGCCCCGCAACAGCCCCAAACAGCCCCGCAGCAGCCAGACAGGACCGCAUUCUGGAAGGAGCUGGAAAAUAAGAGACAAGGCUUGGGGUUGACGCAGGAAGAGGAGGAGGAGGAGGCAAGAGGAGGAGGAGGAGGAGGAGGAGAAGGAGGAAGAAGAGAGUCCCCGCCACAGGAUCAAAAUCGCCCUCAAUACUUCUUCAAUGGUGAGACAACCGCAUCAACCGGAGCUCAACCAACAACCGGAGGACCAUCAACCGGGACCGGCGGACCACGGUACACCUCAGUGGUCACGGUAGCCUCCGACGGGCAACCGGAAUCAACCGCAACAAGAGAUAAGGUCCGAUCGGUGGUCCAACUCAACACGGAACCUAGUCAACCGAUGUCGCAGGCUCUACCGACUCAACCGGCGCAGACCCAACCACCGCAGAUGCCUCAACCGGUACCUCAGGCCCCCUCGCAGCCCCCCCAGGCCAGACCCGCUCCGGUAGUCCGCGGGUUCCGGCAGAAUUCACCUCCAACCGACGAGUUCUCCAGCCGAAUCAUCGAGGGAGCACGUCCGCUCACAACCGCAUCUCCUCAGAAAACACCUCCCCAGCGCGCAUCACCACCGCACACCUCCGCACCUCCACCACCACCAGCUCCGCCCAUCCCCCCCGCACCCCCCAUGGCACCUCCCGCACCUCCAGCCCCCCCAGGAGAGCGGAGAUCGUCGAAUGGAAAGAGGAUUGUCUCUCCGAAGGGUGGACCAAGUUUGGACGCUCGAGAGGAGCUGAUGAUGGCCAUUCGAAACCAUGGAGGAAUGAGGUCGCUGAAGAGGACACAUCAACCUCCCGUGCCCCAGUGAGGAGGAGGAGGAGGAGGAGGAGGAGGAGGAAGAGGAGGUAUGGGGUAGGUGACGGAUUGUGUGUGUGUGUAUGUUCGUUAGAAAGAGGAGGAGGAGAGGAAGAGUGUGAGGAGGAGGAGGAGGAGGAGGAAGAGGAGGAAGAGGAGGAGGAGGAGGAGGAUAAUUAUAUAUACAGGCUCAACUGAUUAAAAUAUAUAAUAAUAAUAAUAAUUUAAAUGAUAUAUUACAAUUAUUAUUAUUAUUAUUAUUAUUAUUAUUAUUAUUAUUAUUAUUAUUAUUAUUAAGUGCGUGUGUGUGUGUGUACGUAUUCAAUGUAUUAUGUAUAGGCCUAAACACACACACACACACACACACACACACACACACACACACACACACAUACAUACAUACAUAC
Molecule: messenger RNA, 9739 nt
Organism: Eriocheir sinensis (Chinese mitten crab)
Lineage: Eukaryota; Metazoa; Arthropoda; Malacostraca; Decapoda; Varunidae
Product: protein piccolo-like
Exons: 19
Coding region: 148-9345 (3065 amino acids)
Molecular function (GO): actin monomer binding
Source: RefSeq, a predicted model, not a curated record